Messenger RNA from Rana temporaria (common frog), 2822 nucleotides. RefSeq lists its product as uncharacterized. Bases 22 to 1446 code for a protein of 474 amino acids. Gene Ontology annotation, molecular function: metal ion binding. The record is from RefSeq and is a predicted model, not a curated record. NCBI's taxonomy places the organism in Eukaryota, Metazoa, Chordata, Amphibia, Anura, Ranidae. The transcript is spliced from 2 exons.
ACACGUCUGCUCUGUGCUGCAAUGGAAUUUUACCUGCGUCAGCUUAUGGACAGGGCCGCAGCACCAGGCGGAGAAGAAUGGAUGAAACUUUGCCUUUCUCUGGCUCCUCCAUCCUCGGUUUUGCAGGAAGCUGAUGAGGCAGUGUGCUCAGCAUCUAUGUCCCUUCCUGCUACAGCUCCGCCCCCGGUUCCCGGGUUAUUCCUUCCUCAUGUAGAUCGAGGUGACAGGCAGGUUGAUCUGCCUAUGGGUGUGAAUGAGGUUGGACUUGCUGCGUCAUCGGCCCUCCCUCCUCCAGAAGUGAAUGACGAUGUGCAGGUUAAUGCAAAUACUGUUGCUGGCAGAACUGGCAGGUCGGUUUACAAGAGGACACAGAAGCUGCGCAGAUGUUAUUCUCCAUCACCUCCAAAGAACACUAAAAAGGGUCGCUCUGAUAACACUUUAACUGUUUCAGCACCAGCACAAUGUCCUAUUCCUGUGGUGACAAGUGAUACUGCUCCCACACAAAGAGGUGAGUCUCUCGACUCGGCUGCUUUAUCUGAUAUCAUUUCUAACUUUUCUUUAGUGUCUGGGCAAUUGCAGCAAUUACUGUCUAGAACUUCAUUGCCUGCUAUGGAUGUUUCGCACGCUUGGUCUAACCAGCAAUCUGCCCAAUCUACAUGUGUGCCUAGCCAGGUAAUGCAGGUGGAACCGAUUGCUAAUGUGCAUGAAAUUGCUAAUGUUCCUGAAAGUUGUUUUAGGGAGGCUAUGGCGUGUGAGUUGUCCCCGCUGGGUUUUCAUUUAUCUGCUAAUGUCAAAGCUAAGAUUUGGAAGGGGGAUUAUAUGGAUAUUUUGUCCCUUUUACCAGCUGCAGAAGACAGACCUCUGAGGAGGGAUCAAGAAAAGGUUGUAGAUGAUAAGCGUAAGAUUGUGCCUAGAUCCUUCAAUAACUGGCUUCAGGCCUUCUGUAUUUACGCUAGUGUGAUGGGCGAAAAACAUCCUGAGAUUUGUUAUAAAAUGUUUCAUCAUGUGGAAAUCAUAUUGGAAGCGUAUAAAAAUUUUCCAGGCUUGGCUUGGUUUACUUAUGAUGAAUCUUUUCGUCAAAAACUAGCCGUUCAUGGAUCGUUACGAUGGGGAACAAAAGACGUCGGAUUGUGGCUCAAUUUGUUGUUGCCUCAGAGACCGAUGGUUAGAUCCCCUCCGGUACAGACUGGGCCUUUUCGCAAGGGCCUUUGCUUUAGCUUCAAUGAGGGCCAAUGUAAGUGGCCGCAUACGUGCCGUUUUAGACAUGAAUGUUCUAAUUGUUCGGGAGUACACCCGGCUUCUAGAUGUUUCAAAAAGGUGGCGUUGACCCCGCAGCCUCAGCCUAAGGAUACUUUUCGUAAAAGCAGUAACCCCGGUGAAGUUGGUAGAAAUGUUACCUUAUCUACGCAUUUGGCCGCGUCGUCAGGAGGCGGACUUAUUAAUUAAGGGCUUUUCGUUGGGUUUUUUACUUCCAUCUUUUUCUGGAGUGGGUUGUUCGGUUGUGAAUAAUUUACCCUCUGUUAGCAGGUUUAAAGAGGUAGUUAGGAAAAAGAUAGAGAAGGAAGUACGGGCUGGCAGGGUUGCGGGUCCUUUCAAGGACCCCCCUUUUGUCAAUUUCAGGAUAUCUCCAUUAGGCAUUAUUCCUAAGAAGGAUACUAAGAGUUUUAGACUGAUUCAUCAUUUGUCAUUUCCUGCUGGCUCUUCUUUAAAUGAUGAUAUUGAUCCUGAAGUCUGUACGGUAUCUUACAGUUCGUUUGACGAUGCUAUUUCUUUGGUUCGUUCGGUUGGUGGUUCGGUUUUUUUGGCUAAGGCUGACAUUAAAUCGGCAUUUCGGUUGUUACCCAUCCACCCGUCUGCUUUUGAUUCGCUUGGCUUUUAUUUUGAUGGUAAUUUUUAUUUCGAUCGUUGCCUCCCGAUGGGCUGUUCUAUGUCUUGUUGCUAUUUUGAGACUUUCUCGUCAUUUUUGGAAUGGUCGGUUUCGCAUGUCACGGGUUCUCUUAAUUUGGUGCAUUAUUUAGAUGAUUAUCUUUUUAUCGGGGCUUCUUCUGCAGAUUGUUUGUUUUUGUUUACAAUGUUUAGGAUGCUUUGCAGGAAAUUUGGAGUGCCUCUAGCGGAAGAGAAAUCGGUCUGGCCUACGAAAUCGUUGGAGUUCCUAGGUGUUACGAUUGAUGCUGAGAGAAUGGAAUUUCGUUUGCCUCCUGAUAAGGUGUGUCGUAUGCGCUUUUUGGUUUCUUUUGUCUUGAGCAAAAAGAAGGUUACACUGCGUACAUUACAGGCUCUGUUGGGUCUGUUGGCCUUUGCGACCAGAGUCAUAGCUGUUGGGAGGGUUUUUUCGAAGAGGUUGUACAGAGCGUUGGCAGGAUUGAAGGACCCUCGGCAUUUUGUCAGGAUUUCCUCAGAAUUAAGAGAUGAUUUGAAGGUUUGGGAUUGUUUUUUGUUACAUUUUAACGGUUGUUGUUUUUGGCAGUCUCCAUUUUGUGAUGCUUCGGCACUCUCUCUGUUGACAGAUGCUUCGGGAUCUUAUGGUUAUGGUGUAUACUGGGAUGGACAUUGGUCAGCUGCUCCUUGGCCGGCGGGUUGGAUGGAGAGGGGUUUGACUUCCAAUAUUGUAUUUUUGGAAAUCUUUCCCAUCUUGGUGGCUCUGGAAUUGUGGGGUGACAGUUUUCGUAAUAUGAGAUUGCUUUUUCAUUCGGACAACAAGGGUGUGGUUUUUUCCAUCAAUUGUAUGUCUUCCAAGUCUCCACCUGUGGUUGCUGUUCUUCGGCACAUUGUUUUUAAAUGUCUCCUUUUGAAUGUUUGGAUUAAGGCUAAAUAUAUACCUG